AUGGAAUCAUCACAAGAGAAAGCAAGAUCAGAUACAGGUGACAACCGAACCACUAAUCUUUGGUGGUCUGCUGCUUCCAUUAUCGGCUCCGGCAUAGCUGUCAUGUGUCUGGGCUCAGUUUCUUGGUCUAAAACUUUUGAAGUUUCGUCGCUCAUCAUGGGAGCAACGUGUUUACUAUUUAUCUUGGGAAUUUUCUGGUAUUAUCCUGAAGAAAAACCCCCAGGAAGCCCUCUCACUGCCAUUUAUAGGGUCUUUAGGGCGGCUAUUAAGAAGCGCAAAUUGUCAUACCCUUCUUCAGAACAGGGUUAUAACAAUGAAGGUUCAAAAGAUUCAGAAGAUUCCUUGUACGAGAGAGAAAAUGAUAAGGUUCUCUUGUUGCCUCGUGAUCCCUCAUUUUUGUCGUUCUUGGACAAGGCCGCUAUUAAGAACGCAAAUGAAGAACAGGCUUGUACGGCUGAGCAAGUGAGGGAUGUCAAGAGCCUUUAUGCCAUCAUGCCCUUGGGGCUCAUAUUCUCCAUGUACAUUGUGGUCUCUGCCUCAGGAAACACAUACUUUAUUCUGCAAACAAGCAACUUGGAUUCUCGUGUUGGCAGUUUAAACUUUCCUACCAUGGUUUUCUUCGUACUCAGAUCUUUGAUUGCUUUUGGGGUUCGAACAAUCCAAUCAAGAUAUAAAUUGAAGAGCCCACUUUGCAGUAUGGCUGUUGGAAUGUUUUGUUCAGGACUUUGCUGUAUUGCGGCUUGGCAAGUGGAACGUCGUAGGCUGUCUCUAGUUAAGUUUCUGGAAAAACCAGAUGACGACAUUCCCAUGAGCAUCAUGAUUUUAAUUCCACAGUAUUUUCUGCUAGGGCUAAUGAAAGAAUUUGGAGAAGGCGGACUACAGACUUUCUUGCGUGACCGGGUGCAUUCUGAGCCAAUGAAAAAAUUUGUGGGUCCGUGCAUUGAAAUGUUGAUGGGCAUUGGGAAAUGGUUCAGCAUUCUACUUGCAUUGAUAUUUCAUAGGUGGAUCAAGGAUUCGAUAAACCACAGUCGUCUGGAUAAGUAUUUUCUGGUGUUGGCAUUACUAAGCUUCGUGUAUCUUGGGAUUUAUGUAUUGUAUGCCAAGUUCAAGCUCCAGAAGCCCCUCGUAAUUCCAGAAACUAGCGAAGGGAUUAAUGUUGUGUGUUAUCAGCUCAGCUGCGAAGUAAACUCAGUGUAA
Molecule: messenger RNA, 1197 nt
Organism: Neltuma alba
Lineage: Eukaryota; Viridiplantae; Streptophyta; Magnoliopsida; Fabales; Fabaceae
Product: protein NRT1/ PTR FAMILY 5.5-like
Exons: 1
Coding region: 1-1197 (398 amino acids)
Biological process (GO): transmembrane transport
Cellular component (GO): membrane
Molecular function (GO): transmembrane transporter activity
Source: RefSeq, a predicted model, not a curated record